UCUGCUCAACCACAAUACGACAUUAGGCAUCGUCUUACCUAUACUUCAAUGCAUUCCUGUGCUGCUCUCAUGAUCUCGGAUACUUUCGCAAACCGCCAGCCAUUGAUGGAAGCUAAUCGACAGACUGCUUUCGUAGUAGGCAGUACGCCACUGGCAGCGCUGCAUAACAUGACCGAGAUGAAGACUUCUUUAUUCCCCUACUCCUUACAAAAUCCCACGGGGUUUAAAGCACCCCCGCUCACCAGCAUGAACGCCCAGAUUGCCCUGGGAACACCACAUGGAAUUAGUGACAUCCUGGGAAGACCCAUCACCGCAGCAGGGCAACUGCUAUCGGGUUUUCCAAGGAUAAAUGGAUUGGCCACCUCUGCUGGAAUGUACUUUAAUCCCGUGUCUCGUUAUACGAAACCACUGACGGAGCUACCAGGAAGAGCACCCAUCUUCUGGUCAGGAGUCAUGCAGACCACCCCUUGGAGGGAUUCACGGGUGACAUGUCCAGCUCAAGCUAAUAUGCUGCUGGACAAGGAUGGCAAGAAGAAGCACUCAAGACCAACAUUUUCAGGACAACAGAUAUUUGCUUUGGAGAAAACUUUCGAACAGACUAAGUACCUUGCCGGUCCAGAGAGGGCUCGUCUCGCUUAUUCCUUGGGCAUGACAGAAAGUCAAGUAAAGGUUUGGUUUCAAAACAGGAGAACCAAAUGGCGAAAAAGACAUGCUGCAGAAAUGGCAACUGCCAAAAAGAAACAGGACUCUGAAACGGAGAAAAUGAAUGAGACUUCGGACAUCGAGGACGAUGAUGAGUACAACAAGCCUCUGGACCCAAACUCAGAUGAUGAGAAAAUUACUAGACUGCUGAAAAAACACAAGACUACCUCGCAUCAGCCCAUGCCGCAAUAACUCGAAAACGUGGUAGCAACGUCCUGAAUAAUCCGAUUUAAACAGGGUAUGCUAUAGGCUAAAAUAUACAGAAAUA
Molecule: messenger RNA, 970 nt
Organism: Alosa sapidissima (American shad)
Lineage: Eukaryota; Metazoa; Chordata; Actinopteri; Clupeiformes; Clupeidae
Gene: nkx6-2
Product: NK6 homeobox 2
Exons: 4
Coding region: 49-894 (281 amino acids)
Biological process (GO): regulation of transcription by RNA polymerase II; cell differentiation
Cellular component (GO): nucleus
Molecular function (GO): RNA polymerase II cis-regulatory region sequence-specific DNA binding; DNA-binding transcription factor activity, RNA polymerase II-specific
Source: RefSeq, a predicted model, not a curated record